This is a messenger RNA of Episyrphus balteatus (marmalade hoverfly), 1674 nucleotides long. It is a transcript of the gene alien, whose product is annotated as COP9 signalosome complex subunit 2. Gene Ontology annotation, cellular component: COP9 signalosome. The transcript is spliced from 7 exons. The record is from RefSeq and is a predicted model, not a curated record. Bases 157 to 1491 code for a protein of 444 amino acids. Lineage: Eukaryota; Metazoa; Arthropoda; Insecta; Diptera; Syrphidae. Gene Ontology annotation, biological process: protein deneddylation.
UUCUGCAGACUGCAAAAAAGUUGAUGGUUGAUUUUCUUUUUGUUUGUUAGCGAAAUAUCAAGGCGGCGUUUUUUACGCAAAUUAAAAAUCACAAAUUUGGCCCGAAAAAAUUAUUAAAAAUUAUAUUUAAAUAAAAUCCUUGCACAAACAAUCAAAAUGUCUGACAACGAUGAUGAUUUUAUGUGCGAAGAUGAUGAAGAUUAUGGAUUGGAAUAUUCCGAGGAUAGCAACUCAGAACCUGAUGUAGAUCUUGAGAAUCAAUAUUAUAAUAGCAAAGCUUUAAAAGAAGAUGAACCAAAAGCUGCUUUGGCAUCGUUUCAAAAAGUUCUAGAUCUCGAGAAUGGUGAAAAAGGUGAAUGGGGUUUUAAGGCGCUCAAACAAAUGAUUAAGAUUAAUUUUAAAUUGAACAAUUAUGAGGAAAUGAUGGUGCGCUACAAGCAACUCCUUACGUACAUUAAAAGUGCCGUCACCCGCAACCAUUCGGAGAAAUCGAUCAACUCAAUCCUCGACUAUAUAUCCACAUCAAAAAAUAUGGAACUUCUUCAAAAUUUCUACGAGACAACAUUGGAUGCUUUGAAAGAUGCAAAAAAUGAUCGCCUGUGGUUCAAGACAAACACUAAACUGGGAAAACUCUACUUUGAUCGCAAUGAAUUUGGUAAAUUACAAAAAAUCCUCAAACAACUUCAUCAAUCUUGUCAGACGGAUGAUGGUGAAGAUGAUCUAAAGAAAGGUACCCAACUACUUGAGAUUUAUGCUUUGGAAAUUCAAAUGUACACCGUGCAAAAGAAUAACAAGAAACUUAAAGCUCUCUACGAACAAUCUUUGCACAUCAAAUCGGCCAUACCGCAUCCAUUGAUUAUGGGAGUAAUUCGAGAAUGCGGCGGCAAGAUGCAUUUGCGAGAGGGUGAAUUCGAAAAGGCGCACACAGAUUUCUUUGAGGCAUUCAAAAAUUAUGAUGAAUCCGGUUCGCCCAGAAGGACUACCUGUCUCAAAUAUCUUGUCUUGGCUAAUAUGUUAAUGAAAUCGGGAAUAAAUCCAUUCGACUCACAAGAAGCUAAACCUUAUAAAAAUGAUCCUGAAAUUCUAGCAAUGACUAAUUUGGUUGUUUCGUAUCAAAAUAACGACAUUAAUGAAUUUGAAUCCAUUCUUAGAAUCAAUCGCAAUAAUAUUAUGGCUGAUCCAUUUAUUCGAGAGCAUAUUGAAGAUCUUCUGCGCAACAUACGAACACAGGUGCUGAUUAAAUUGAUUCGACCAUACAAAAAUAUUGCAAUACCAUUUAUUGCCAAUGCUCUAAAUAUUGAACCAGCUGAAGUGGAAAGUUUAUUGGUAUCAUGUAUUUUGGAUAAUACAAUUCAAGGUAGAAUCGAUCAAGUUAAUCAGGUACUUCAAUUAGAUAAGGAGAACAGUUGUGCAGCCCGCUAUAAUGCCAAGGAUAAAUGGUCGAAUCAAAUUCAAUCUUUGCAAUUGGCUGUCAUUAAUAAAAUGGCUUAAAGCUAUACAUGCUAUACAUUUUAUAUAAAAAAAGAAAUAUUAAUGCAAAAAUUUAGCUUUUAUGCUAUUUCAUACGAUCCAUAAAAUAAUUUGAAUCCUACCAACAAAAUUUUAAAUUUUAUUUGAAUAUUGAAACAUGAGAUUGAUAACUUAAAUAAAAUAAAAUCAGAAGAGAUAUUGGAA